Messenger RNA from Leptonychotes weddellii (Weddell seal), 2263 nucleotides. The record is from RefSeq and is a predicted model, not a curated record. NCBI's taxonomy places the organism in Eukaryota, Metazoa, Chordata, Mammalia, Carnivora, Phocidae.
AUGGCCCUCCGGGCCGUUUAUAUCAAUGCACACUCCCACCAGCGAGGGCGCUAUGAUGCACGGGCCCGCGUCCUCAUCUGCCACAUGACCUCCCUCUUCCGAGUGCCCUUGGGGGAGCUGGAUCUCCUUGAAGAGACGUUCCUUGAGAGCCUGAAGGAAACCAAAGAGGAGGAAUCUGAGACGGCUGAGGCGUCCCGGAAGAAGAAAGAAAACCGGAGGAAAUGGAAACGCUAUCUCCUGAUAGGCCUGGCCACUGUCGGGGGCGGGACCGUGAUCGGCGUGACCGGGGGUCUAGCUGCCCCUCUCGUGGCCGCUGGGGCCGCCACGAUCAUUGGCAGUGCUGGGGCAGCAGCUCUGGGCUCGGUGGCCGGCAUCGCCGUCAUAACCUCGCUGUUCGGGGCGGCUGGAGCUGGCCUGACAGGAUACAAGAUGAAGAAGCGUGUCGGGGCCAUUGAAGAGUUCACGUUUCUGCCUCUAACAGAAGGCAGGCAGCUGCAUAUCACCAUCGCCAUCACAGGAUGGCUGGCAUCCGGCAAAUACCGCACCUUCAGCGCCCCAUGGACGGCCUUAGCCCGCAGCCGCGAGCAGUACUGCCUGGCGUGGGAGGCCAAGUACCUGAUGGAGCUUGGCAAUGCCCUGGAGACCAUCCUCAGUGGUCUGGCCAACAUGGUGGCCCAGGAGGCCCUGAAGUACACGGUGUUGUCCGGCAUCGUGGCUGCCCUGACCUGGCCAGCCUCACUCCUCACUGUCGCCAACGUCAUCGACAACCCCUGGGGUGUGUGUCUCCAUCGGUCAGCGGAGGUCGGCAAGCACCUGGCCCACAUCCUGCUCUCCCGGCAGCAGGGCCGGAGACCUGUCACCUUGAUUGGCUUCAGCCUGGGAGCCAGGGUCAUCUACUUCUGUCUGCAAGAGAUGGCUCAGGAGAAAGAUUGCCAAGGGAUCAUUGAGGAUGUCGUCCUGCUGGGCGCACCCGUGGAAGGAGAAGCCAAGCACUGGGAGCCUUUCCGGAAGGUGGUGUCUGGGAGGAUCAUUAACGGCUACUGCAGGGGGGACUGGCUGCUGAGCUUCGUGUACCGCACGUCCUCCGCGCAGCUCCACGUGGCUGGCCUACAGCCCGUGCUGCUGCAGGACAGGAGGGUGGAGAACGUGGACCUGUCAUCUGUUGUCAGCGGCCACUUGGACUACGCCAAGCAGAUGGACAUCAUCCUGAAGACUGUGGGCAUCCACACCAAGCCAGGCUGGGAUGAAAAGGGGCUCCUGCUGGCCCCGGGCAGUCUGCCCCAAGAGGAGCCUCCCCAGGCAGCAACCACCUCCUCAUCAGACAAGACCACACCCGGGGACAACCCCAAAGGGGCCACACCCGCUGACCCUAGCCGAGCCCAGGUGCCAACGGGGCUGGACCAGUCUGAAGGCGCCUCCCUUCCUGCCACUGCCAGCCCGGCUGAGAGCCCCCAGAUCUGCAGCCACGGCAUGGGCCCCAAUCCACUGGGCUGCCUCGACUGUGCCAGCGAGACCCAGGGGCCCUGCCCAGGGCUGGACUGACCACAGAAGGGGACUCGAGCUGCCUUCCCAGGUUCCUCCAUGUAGCACUCCCUUACCCCUGCACCAGCUGCCCCACGUGAGCUCUGAAUUUCCACCAGUGCCUCUCCCAAGUUUAAGGCACUGGGACUGAAAAGGAAUUGGAAGGAGGGGAGUCGAAGAGAGACAGCGUUCCCUCCCCGAGGAAGCAAGGCCGGAACCCUGCAGAGACGACCAACCACAGUUUAGAGCCCCAGGACUCUACCAGCCUUGGGCUUCCUGUAUUUCAGGCCGCAGCUGUGGGGGCUGGCUGGCCAUCUGGGGGCCCAGGGGGCUUCCCCGGCCCCAGUAAACCCAGGUGGGUGCCUGCUCUUCCAUCCACACACCAGGGCUGCCCGCCAGCCCACAGACACCACUGAUGCUCCUACAGAGCAGACGCAGGUGGGGAGUCCGCAGCUGACUCUCUGCUCUGGGGAGGUGCGGCCAGAUGUGCCUGUACGGUCAUGCAGGCUGUGCACUGCAGAACCCUAGGAGCAUGGAUCGCACGGAUGUGAUGUGAAGGGUCCCCCCAGUUGUGCUACGUGGUGCUCUGGAUGCAGCUCACAGCGUGAUGAAUAUAUGCUGAAUCAGCAUGCACUAUGGGUGGGAAGUGGGCCCAGUGACAGGAAUGAAUUACACGGGGGAAGGAUUUCCCAUAGCAGGAAGGGGGAUAAUGAUUAUAAUAAAAAUAAUAAUAGGUACCACU